This is a messenger RNA of Diversispora eburnea, 612 nucleotides long. NCBI's taxonomy places the organism in Eukaryota, Fungi, Glomeromycota, Glomeromycetes, Diversisporales, Diversisporaceae. The record is from the annotation of a GenBank genome assembly.
AUGACAACUCAAGCUUCGAGCAACCCACAAGUAUCUUCUCAAAGAGAUAAAAUACCGCGCGAUUCAAAAGUAAUGGAACUAAUUCUACGCUCAGCCGGAGUUGAAGAAUUUGAACCGAAAGUAGUUCAACAACUAUUAGAAUUUGCUCACCGAUAUACUAUUGAUGUUAUUCAAGAUGCUUCUGCAUAUGCCGAACACACGGGAAAAAAUGAAAUGGAUAUUGAUGAUGUUAAACUAGCGAUACAAGGCCGUAUCAACCAUUCAUUUAUUGCACCACCCAAACAAGAACUCGCCAAAGAACAGAAUAAAGAACCAUUACCACCAGUACCCUUAAAAUAUGGAUUACGUUUACCCCCUGACAGGCAUUGUUUAACAGCUAUAAACUUUCAACUUAUACCCGAGCAUAAUAACACAACAUUUUCACGAUUAGAAGGGAAUAAUGAGACAUCGCGCAGCUUACCAACAGAAAAGGAUGUGAUGACAGGUGUUCAGCCUACUAGUAAUGAAACAGAUUACGAUAUGCAAGAUGUAGAAGAAACGCAAGAUCCAGAAGUAAAAAUGAAUGCAGGUUACAAACGACCAGCGGAAGAUGAUGAAUAUGACGAUUUUUAA